Doryrhamphus excisus (bluestripe pipefish) is the source of this 4513-nucleotide messenger RNA. The record is from RefSeq and is a predicted model, not a curated record. Lineage: Eukaryota; Metazoa; Chordata; Actinopteri; Syngnathiformes; Syngnathidae.
AGAACCUUUGAAGCUGCUUUAUUGGGCAGCUCACCCACGGCCUUUAUCUUGGCUGGAUGUACAGUACUUUAAGGCAGUGGUUCUCAAACGUUUGAAAACAUACUCCUUUCAAGAGAGAACAUUUCCCAAGGACAUAUCUCUGGCUGUCUUCAAGUGAGAGGUUUCAACUGAACAUAUUUAAAGAGUGCAUGUAUAUGUCCCUGCUCAUGCCUGGGUUUGUGGACCAUGAAGCACCAGUCUAUCUCCCGAUGGCUGAGUCAGCUCGGAUUACCACAAUACUGUACUGCGCUGGAGCAAGAAUAUGAUGGUGUUGAGGACCUGUUGAACCUCUCAGAAUGUGAUUUGUUGGAUCUGGGUGUUCACAAUCACCUCCAUCGUCUGCACCUCCUCACCUCCCUAUGCCUCAUCAAGGAGCGAGAAAGGAGGAGAGAGCUGAGGAUGAUGGCAGAGGGGCGUUUUGCCAGCCUACCCAGGUCACUCCAUGCACAUCACACCCUGGGAGGCAUUUCCCACCCUACAGUUCCACCCCCAGCCCUCGGGACCUCCAAUGAAAGUAGCUGCCCCUCAAGGAAGCUGCAAGCCUCCAUUGCCUGCUCCAUGGAUCUCCUCAGCUCCAGGCCAAGUCUCCCUGCAGGGUGUAACGAACUAGAGGUCCCCGCAGCUUCUUACCAGCACAUCUCCAUUCAUGGAACCCUUCCUAGACGCAAGCGAGGCGGCUCCACCCUCAACCCUGCGAACUAUACCUGGGACCACAGAGCCAAUCACACUCAAGUACUUGGUGGAAGCACAACAUUGGCAAUGACACGUGUCCACCAACCUUUGACGUCACCACUGGUCCAAAAUCUUAUUGAUGACUUCCACAGUUACCGGGAGCCUACAGCUAAUCUGGAUGCCACGGUGGACUACGUCAAGUUUUCCCAGGACCAGUUCAUCCUUGACGGUCCGUCAGAGAAGCUUCGCAGAGAGCUGGAGGAGGAACUUAAGAUGAACUGUGAGGAGCCAAGAAGCCAUGCAUGGUACUAUGGAGCCAUACCCCGGCAGGUUGCUGAAAACUUUGUCCAGCGAGAUGGCGAUUUCCUAGUUCGAGAUUUGCUGUCCAGUCCAGGAAGUUAUGUUCUUACCUGUCAAUGGCGGAAUACAGCUCAGCAUUUUAAAAUCAACAGGAAGGUUGUGAUGUUGAACGAAGCCUAUUCCAGAGUGGAGUACCGACUGGAGCGAGAAGGAUUUGAUAGUGUUCCUGCUCUAAUAAGAUAUUACGUUGGGAAUAGAAAACCUGUCUCCCAGGUGGUAGGUGCCAUCAUAUUCCAGCCGAUCAACCGUGCACUGCCUUUACGCUGCUUGGAACAGAAGUACGGACUAUCCAGCAAUCACCGAGAGAUGGGGCUGAGCGAACAGGAACGACGGCGUCAGAAGCGCCUCAGCCUCAACAUUACCAACGGACACUCGCAUGACAACACGCAUAGCACGCAUGACGGCACACACUACCACAAUAACGGCAUGGGCAGAGGAAGCCAGCUCAGAUUGAAGGAUCGCUGUGGCAGCCAACCAGCAAGUCUCAAUCAACUCCAAGAGAGAAGGCGGCCAUUAAAAGCGCAUCAGUCAGAGAGCUUUCUACCACUCGGAUCCAAACCACAGCACCAUCAUCCUUCAGAUCCCCUUCUCCUCAGCCAGAAUGCCAAGUCUCCGGUGUUUCGGACAGGAAGUGAGCCAUUGCUGAGUCCAUCUGUCCCACGGAGGUUGGCAGAGCCACUAGCAGGUCAGCCCAUCAGAGGCUCCGACAGCCAGCUGUGCCCCCAACCUCCACCCAAACCCAGUAAGGUGCCACUGACCAGGUUGCCUCGUUUCCCCUGCCCCCAGACCUCUUCCACCAUCACAGAACCCUUAUCGACCUACUCCAGCUUGUCUUCACCCACUCUGGACCCAACAUGUGUGGACACUCAUGUUUGCCCAUGGCGGGUUGGAGAUCCUCCUAUACUUCCAGCGAAGCCCAGCCAUGCUGACUCAAGCUUCUCCAGUUGCGCAGUUCCACAGAUUCAGUAUCCAGACUCUGAACGCUUGCCACCCAUUCCUGCAGACCUCAGGUCCUGCAGCCCACUGGGAUGGAACGAACCAAAGUCGCCAACCCCAAUCCCAGACAACGCCCAUGAACUCGAGCAGCUGCCGUGCAGCUAUGUUGAGAGAUUGAAGCAAGAAGGGGAGGUUGGGACAGUGGAUGAAGGGGAGAAAUUGGGUGGGCGCAGAGGGCUGGACAGAAGCUCCUACCAUCACGCCAUUGCGGCUUUAGAAAACACAAGUGAGGAAGAAGAGGAGGACACAGGGAGGGAGGAGCAGGAGGAGGAUGAGAACAGGAGCAUUUUCCAGAGGCCGGUGGUAGAAACCGAGUCUGUGUUCCGGCCAACAGAGUUCAACUCUCGACUUCUCCCCGCGGAAAACAAACCGCUGGAGAUGUUGGUUUUGAAGAGAGCCAAGGAGCUGCUGCUGAGCCACAACCACCACAGCAUUGCCAGACACCUGCUGAUGGCCGACUGCCAGGUUGCAAGGAUACUUGGAGUGUCUCCUGAAUUGAAAGGUCAGAUGGGUGUUGCUUCUGGUCUGGAGCUGGUCACCCUGCCACACGGUCGACAACUGAGGCUGGACCUGAUGGAACGACACCACACCAUGGCAAUAGGUGUGGCUGUGGACAUUCUGGGAUGUACGGGCACUCUGGAGGAGCGGGCAUCGACUUUGAAUCGCAUCAUCCUGGUUGCACUGGAGCUGAAGGACACAGUCGGCGACCUGUUUGCUUUCACAGCCCUGAUGAAAGCUCUAGAACUGCCGCAGAUCAGUCGUUUGGAGAACACGUGGACCACUCUGCGAAGGAAGUACACGCAGACUGCUAUCAGCUAUGAGAAGACACUUAAACCUUUCUACAAGAAUCUCUAUGAGGGAACAGCCUCCUCUCCUCUGAUGGUCUGCGUCCCGCUUUUGUUGCCCCUCCUCACUUUGAUGGAGCGUCCAUCCAUCACACCGGAGGGGGCGGAGCUUUGGGAGACCAGUGACCAGGGCUGUGACAUCAUGCUACGUCACCUGGAGGCUGCUCGGGCCGUUGCACAUAAUGCACAAAGCUACACAGACAAUGCACAGAAGAUCAUGCAUGGUUUCCAAUGUGAUGAAGAUCUGCUGGAGGUAUUUAAGACGGACUUUCAGCUACGGCUGCUUUGGGGGAGUCGUGGCGCUUCAGUCAAUCAAUCAGAUCGCUACAGCAAAUUCAGUCUCAUCCUCACGGCGUUGUCAAGGAAGCUGGAACCCCUCACCAAAACGCAGACAUUAAUUUGACAUGGCAACACCAUACGGACUGUUUGAAUGGUUUUAUUUCAGCCAUACAACCUAAAACUAAAAAUAGAAAUAUCAGCACAAGAUGAGGGAAGAUGUAUUCAUCAGCAUUGGACGUUUCAGUGUGUUCUCUGUUUGACUAUAGUAUGCUCAACCGCUCUGUUUUGCCGCCACAUCUUAAAAGAAAGCUUACCUGAAGCAAGAGCAAAGUUUCCUUCCUUCCUGAAGGGCUAUGCUCACUUUUCACAAUGGAUGUAAUAUUACAACUUAUUUCAUCAUAAAUUUACGGGAAAAAAGUUGUAACACUACAAGAAAAAAAAAGUAUGACUUAUUUUGUUGUAAAUUUACGGGAAAAAAAUUGUAACAUUACAAGACGAAUGUAUGACUUAUUUUCUCAAAAGUUUACGGGAAAAAAGUUGUAACAACAGGAAAAAAGUGACUUAUUUUCUCGUACAUUUAUGAGAAAAAAGUUGUAACAUUACAAGAAAAAGGUCUGACUUAUUUUCUCGUAAAUUUAUGUGAAAAAAGGUGUAAUAUUACAAGAACAAAAGUUGUAAUAUUAUAAAUACAAAGUCGUACAUUUACGAGAAAAAAAGUCAUACAUUUAUGAGAAAAAAAGUCAAAAAUAUAUGAGAAUAAAGUAAGAAAUAAACAAGAUAAAAUAAACAAGAAAAAGGUCUGACUUAUUUUCUUGUAAAUUUACAGGAAGAAAGUUGUAACAUUAAAAGAAAAAAGUAUGACUAUUUUCUCGUAAAUUUACAGGAAAAAAGUUGUCACACUACAAGAAAAAAUUGACUUAUUUUCUCAUAAAUUUACGGGGAAAAAGUUUUAACAAUACAAGAAAAAAGGACAACUUAUUUUCUCGUAAAUUUAUGUGAAAAAGGGUGUAAUAUUACAAGAACAAAAGUUGUAAUAUUAUAAAUACAAAGUCGUACAUUUACGAGAAAAAAAGUCAUACAUUUAUGAGAAAAAAAGUCAAAAAUAUAUGAGAAUAAAGUCAUAAAUGUAUGAGGAAAAAAGUGUUAAUGUUACAAGAAUAAAUAAGUAUUUUGUGUCAUACGUGUCAGAGGGAAAACAGAGCAUAGCCCUUCACGAAGAAUUUAGAAUAAAAUAAUUUAUUUAAAAUUGUUUAUUCUCGUACAUUUCCGACUUUAUUCUCAAAACCUCCAAUGUUUUUUUCAAUGUGGUCCUAAUACUCUGU